Molecule: messenger RNA, 3174 nt
Organism: Syngnathoides biaculeatus (alligator pipefish)
Lineage: Eukaryota; Metazoa; Chordata; Actinopteri; Syngnathiformes; Syngnathidae
Gene: dele1
Product: DAP3 binding cell death enhancer 1
Exons: 12
Coding region: 163-1722 (519 amino acids)
Molecular function (GO): protein binding
Source: RefSeq, a predicted model, not a curated record
UGCGUCAUGACAAGCACUUCCGGGUCACACAGUCCCAGUCACGCGACUUCGGCGUCGAUUUUAUUUCUGAGCUCAUUUUUGUUUUCGUUGACACUUCGGCUGGGUGUCAAUGUGUAAACUCGUCGUUUGGUGGGACCUCCCGUGAACAAAACUUGACGGAGAAUGUGGAGGGUCAAGGGACUCGUUUUGAGAGUGCUGCACCGAUGCCACAGCAGCACCCCGCUGCGUCUUCCCCAAAACCACCACGUGGAAGACGAGGUCAUCACCACCUCCAGUGUCCUCUCCACCUCCAGAAACUCCUCAGACAGCAGCUCCCACAAGGACGAGGACGAUGGCCAGAGCAGGAAGAAGCAGAAGGCCUUUUACUUCGCUUCCAGCGAGCGGACUCGCUACACGGGCCUCGACGCCGUGGGAUGGGGUGCCACGGCGGUGCUGUUCAUGCAGAUCUGCCGCAGGAUUCACUCCAGUUUCUCUUCACUCUUCGAGCCCGGUCCGACUGCGGGGGUCCGGACCCCUCAGCCGAGCGCUUUGCAGAAGUGUGCUUCCCGCCUCCUGCUGGAUAUCCUGUUGAGCAAUGAUACGGUCCUGAGAGGACGGAGCGUGUUGUGUCUGCACAAUCAGUCCUUGAGCAGCGGCGGUGGCGGCGGUGGUGGAAGUGAUGUCGCCUCAAACAGCGGCGAACGCAACUUCGUGACGACCAACGCAUCCGUCUCAGACUGUGAGGGGGCGCUGGGCCAGGAUUCAUCUUUCCGAGCUACAGAUGACUCAUCAUUGACUUCUUCAUCCUGGUCAGAAGGGAAAGUGGACGCUGAAACGGACCACGCUCGUGACACGGUUCACAAUUGUCCGUCGGUCGGGAAGGAGAAACUGGCAGAACCAACGCAGAACUUGGAAAAAGUUUCCCACAGCAGCGUCCCAGUCAUUCUGAACAUGAUCGGCCUCCGACGAGCCGAGAUCGGCGACAACGAGGAAGCUUUCUCGUGUUUCCUGGCCGCGGCUCAGCGGGGCUACGGCAAGGCUCUGUUUAACGUUGGCGUCUGUUACGAGAAGGGCAGAGGCGUCGCCGAGGAUCGGGCGAAGGCGUCCCAUUACUAUUGGCGGGCAGCAAUGGCAGGUCACCAGCAGGCUCAGUACCGGUGCGCAAAGCUUCUCCUGACCAGCAGAGGGCACCAAAGUGAGGAAGACCUGAAGACGGCCAUCAGCCUGCUAGAGAAGGCUGCAGCAGCCGGUCUGACAAAGGCUCAGUUAUGCCUGGCGUCGGUGUACUCCCGAGAGCCGUCGAGAGACAGCAGCAAGUCUCUGCGCUACCUGCAGGUGGCGGCACAGAACAACGAUCCCACCGCUCUGCUGCUGUUGGCUCAGUGCUACGAGAGCGGCUUCGGGGUCCGGCAGAACCUGACGACGGCGCUCGGACUGUACACACGAGCCGCUCGGGCGGGCGACGAGCGGCCUCGGCUGUCGCUGACGCCUCCCGGCCGGACAGGCGUCUUGCGCUCCAUCCGUUCUUCCCCGUGUUUCUCCGCGGCCGACCGGAACCCGCCGCGGCCGCCGCCGGCCUCUCUGCCCGACCUUGUGGGCGCUGACGUCGACCUUCCCUUCCUCCCUCGCUCCUGGAGCACCGGGAGCGUGGCCGCGACCUCGGGGAUCACCUCCGCCCCUCGCGACCUUCGCCCCCUAAGCUUGGAGGGCAGAUCCUGCCAGUGGAUUGUUGGGGUUGGAUAACUUGCGGUGCCGGAACUGCACAAACGGCCGUGUUGACUGUUGGGAUGCGUUACUGUAAGGUUUGAGACAUUUGGGCAAUUUUUCCAAGUUGAGAAUUUGAUUAAUCAGUCGAUCGAAGCCUUUGUCCCCCCCCCCCCCCCCCCGGGCAGAAGACAAUUCAAUUAAUUCAAGACAAUCCAAUUUAUACAUAGAAAAAGGCCGUUUUCAUGAAAAGAACAUCGUCCGGUUACAAAUGGAAAUCUCGGCUCCGUCCACACUGAUGCGAGAGCACUAAAGAAAUACUGAUCAAAUGUACAAACCGCAAGCACAGCAAGAUAACAGUGAGGAAGGUCAACAAAGUCAAGAUGCAGCGUGGUGCAGGAUUUGGAAUUUGGGAGCAUGAACUCGAAAGGCUCUUAUGAGGGAAUUUAAAUAGAAGCAAUGAAUGUGUGACGUCCUCACGUGGGACAAGGAAAGUUCUUUUCCAUUCUUGGAGACGUCUGCUUAUGACGAGAAAAAAAAAAGUUGUUUGAAUAUGAUACUGUCCGUCCAUGACCUGAGCCAGCCGCUUAUCCUCACAAGGGUCGAGGGAGUGCCGGAGGGAGCCUAUAUCCCAGCUGGCAGGAAGCACAUAAGGACAAGCAACCAUUUGCACUUCACGGGCAAUUCAGAAUGUUCGGUUCACGCUUGUUUUGGGGAUCUGAAAGGAAAGAGAAGUGCCUGGAGAAAAGCCACGCAGGCACGCGGCUGGGUUUGAAUCCCGGUCCUCAGAACUGUGAGGCAAAUGCUCUGACCAGUGAGCACACCCAUUCCCCUCCCUGUAGAAAUUUCCCGAGAAUGUUCUUCCCAUCUGCAACCAUUUAUUGCAGAAAUUAGAAUAUCUCCUCCGUGGCGGAAUGCGCGCAGCUGUUUGUUCCAAAAACAACAAAUCCGGUAUUUGCUAUUCAUAUUUUCCAAUUAAAGUGAAGGCCGUCUUCUGCAUAGAUUCCGAGUCGACUUGGUGACGCGAAUCCACUCAAGUUGAAACGGGCGUUGGUGGAAGAGCUUUUCGUCUGAAUCCAAAAGGUUUCUUCGGUUCUCCUUUUUGACAUCUGUGGUGUGCAUUUCGCGAGAGGCUUGUUGCCGAUCGUGGCCGCAGGUGAACGGCCGUCCUGCGUGCCGACCGGCCGUUCGCAUUUGCGCUCUGUAAAAACAAAAAUUGACGAUUUUUGUUUUCGCCCGGGUGGAUCAUCGUGUGAGUAAUAUUCAUAUUUGUGUGCUUGUUUGAAAUACAUUAUAUAGAGAGUGUAUUAUUCUGGAGUGGAGACAAUAUUUCUCCCACAUUUUACAGAAAUUUUCACAGCAUUACAUGUAAUGGCAUGCAUCCAGAAAUAUAUUCGUUUAUGAACAAGAAGGCAUUAUACAAUUACUGUACUAGUGUGCACAUGUACAAUAAAAUGACCGAAAUAAAACAACUGUGCUUGGUCUCAAGAU